Messenger RNA from Penicillium chermesinum, 1983 nucleotides. Its product is annotated as putative MFS aflatoxin efflux pump. Lineage: Eukaryota; Fungi; Ascomycota; Eurotiomycetes; Eurotiales; Aspergillaceae. Gene Ontology annotation, molecular function: transmembrane transporter activity. Gene Ontology annotation, biological process: transmembrane transport. The record is from RefSeq and is a predicted model, not a curated record. The transcript has 5 exons. Bases 1 to 1983 code for a protein of 660 amino acids.
AUGGCACAAAAAAUAGCAGAGAGCGAUGUGGAAGCGCAAAGCAACCACUUGGGUAGCAUUCUUACUCCUAGAGUUUCGCCUGUACCUUUUACCAUGGAUGGCCUGAGUCGUACCACCUCGAGAACCACCUCGAGAACCUCCAGAACCGCAGUUUCUGAAGAUACUGAGAAUGAGAGGGUUGACUCAAGGGUUAGAAUGAGCUACGUUGAGCCGGACGACAAGACAAAUUCCCACCAUAUGGUUGAAACCAGCAAAUCAAACUCUCCGGAUGACAUGAGCCCACCUGAUGAUGGCAACACCGCAAUUGAAGAAACUUAUCGAAAAAGUUCUGGAACGAGAAUCAUUCUCUUAUUAUCCUCUGUAUUUGCGAGUUCAUUCUUGGUCGGACUAGACAGGAAUAUCCUCUCAACGGCCAUCCCCAAAAUUACCGAUGAAUUCAACUCUACUAACGACGUCGGAUGGUACUCCAGUGCCUUUACGUUGACUUGUUGUGCAUCCCAACUUCUGGUUGGAAAAUUCUAUACCUUUUACUCAGUCAAAACAGUCUAUCUGAUUAGUGUGCUUCUCCUCGAAGUCGGAUCUGCUGUGUCCGGGUCAGCCGCAAGUUCCAUUGCCUUGAUUAUCGGUCGAGCGAUAGCUGGCCUCGGUGCGUCAGGGAUUUACGCAGGAUGUGUGGUCUGCAUUAUGUAUACAAUCCCCUUGGAGAAACGUCCGAUUCUGCAAAGCCUUUCCAUGGCAAUUGUCAGUAUUGCGAGUAUUGCUGGGCCCUUGAUUGGAGGCUCCCUUACAUCUAAGGUCUCUUGGAGAUGGUGCUUCUAUAUCAACUUGCCCCUCGGUGGCACAGUUGUGAUCGUAAUGUUCUUCUGCAUGAAGAUGCCUGACCGUGAAGAGACCAAACUCCAUUGGAAAGAAAAGAUCAUGAGCUUGGAUCUUUUGGGUACCCCCGUCAUGAUGGCCUGGGUUAUAUGUCUGCUGUUAGCGCUUGCCUGGGGCGGACAGACAAUGGCGUGGUCCUCCGCGGUUAUAAUUGUCUUGUUCGUUCUCACGGGAGUAUUCCUGUGUGCAUUCAUUGCGAUCCAAGCCUUGACCCCUAAGACUGCCACUAUCGCCCCCAGGAUCUUAAAGCAACGGAGCGUUAUCUCUAGCUGCUGGACAGCCAUAUUUUAUGGUGGAACGCAGACCGUUAUCGCUACUUAUAUUCCAAUGUGGUUUCAGACCAUCAACAGCGAUACAGCCAUCACCUCUGGAGUUCGAAUGUUGCCCACAAUUAUCGCUGCAAUUGUCGCGUCGAUUCUUUUUGGAUUUCUUGUGCAAAAGAUUGGAUACUACACGCCGUUCGCCAUCUUUGGCUCUUGCUUGACAUCGAUUGGCGCGGGCCUGCUCACUACGGUGUAUGUUAGUAUGAAAGAGCCCAACUGGAUCGGAUACCAGAUUCUUCUCGGUUUCGGUCAGGGUUUGUGUUCUUCAGCGCCGAACCUUGCAGUCCAAGCUGUGUUACCGACCAAGGAUGUCCCUCUUGGGUCUUCACUAGUGAUAUUCGUUCAACUACUCGGGUCCACUGUCUUUGCUUCAGCAGGGGAAAACAUUUUCUACAGCCAACUGAUUAGCCAUCUGACGCGGGUGCCUGGAUUCACCAAGGGUAUGGCCACAUCGAGCGGUGCCACGACUCUCAUCGACGUGCUUCCUGUGAACUCUAGGCCCCAGGCUCUGACUGGUUAUAAUGAAGCUUUGCGCUCCGUAUUUUACUGUAUGUUGGCAUUGGCAUGUCUGACUAUUUUGGGUACUGUGACAAUGGAGUGGAAGAGCAUUUUGAAGAAACCGGCGAAGUCACCCGCCGCGCCCGAAGAAGGACAAGCAGAAGAACAGGGAGAAACAGACGGCAUAGAAGGAGUGGAGAUCAGGUUGAGACCUCAUCCUCGUACUGACAGGGUCAUGCUCUCAGUUGCAACAAGCGUCCUGUCGGACUCUGCUGUCAUUGCUUGA